AUGGGCGAUUUCAGAUACAGCCAUGGCCUGAUGAAGGUGAAAGAGGAAAGACAAGAUCUGAAUGAAGUGGAGAAACAUCGGGAUCAAAAAGAUCAUAAUGUCAAUGAAGAAAAAUCUGUGAGUUGCAGCAUUCAAAUAACAGAAGUCAAAAGUCCUUUCAUCUGCUCUCAGUGUGGAAACACUUACAAACAUAAAGGAAGCCUUAUGAAACACAUGAGAAUCCAUAGUGGGGAAAAGCCUUUCAGCUGCUCUCAGUGUGGAAAGAGUUUCAAACAUAAAGGAAUCCUUAAGAAUCACAUGAGAAUCCAUAGUGGGGAAAAGCCUUUCAGCUGCUCUCAGUGUGGAAAGAGUUUUACACAGAAAGCACACCUUAAGGAUCAUUUGGAUCAUUUGGUUAGUCAUACUUCAGAAAAGUCUUUCAGCUGCUCUCAGUGUGAAAAGUCUUUCAAACAUAAAGGAAGCCUUAUGAAACACAUGAGAAUCCAUAGUGGGGAAGAGCCUUUCAGCUGCUCUCAGUGUGGAAAGAGUUUCAAACAUAAAGGAAGCCUUAUGAAUCACAUGAGAAUCCAUAGUGGGGAAAAGCCUUUCAGCUGUUUUCAGUGUGGAAAGAGUUUCACGUGUAAUGAAAACCUUAAGAAUCACAUGUUAAUUCAUGCUGGAAUAAAGUCUUUUACCUGCUCUCAGUGUGGAAACACUUUCCCAUGUAAAACAAACCUUAAGAAGCACAUGUUAAUUCAUACUGGGAUAAAGCCUUUCAGCUGCUCUCAGUGUGGAAAGAGUUUUACACAGAAAGGACACCUUAAGGAUCAUUUGGUAACUCACUCUUCAGAAAAGCCUUUCAUCUGCUCUCAGUGUGGAAAGUCUUUCAAACAUAAAGGAAGCCUUAUGAAUCACAUGAGAAUCCAUAGUGGGGAAAAGCCGUUCAGCUGCUCUCAGUGUGGAAACACUUUCACGUGUAAGGAAAACCUUAAGAAUCACAUGCUCAUUCAUGCUGGAAUGAAGCCUUUUACCUGCUCUCAGUGUGGAAAGAGUUUUACACAGAGAGGACACCUUAAGGAUCAUUUGGUAAGUCACACUUCAGAAAAGUCUAUCAGCUGCUCUCAGUGUGGAAAAACUUUCAAAUAUAAAGGAAGUCUUAGGAAACACAUGAUAAUCCAUAGUGGGGAAAAGCCUUUCAGCUGCUCUCAGUGUGGAAACACUUUCAUGUGUAGCGAAAACCUUAAGAAUCACAUGCUAAUUCAUGCUGGAAUAGUGUGGAAAGAGUUUCACAUGUAAAGGAUACCUUGAGACUCACUAAGUCAUGCUGGUUAAAGCCUUUCAGCUGCUCUCAGUGUGGGAAAAGUUUUAAACAGAAAGGACACUUUAAGGAUCAUUUGGUAACACUCUUCAGAAAAGCCUUUCAGCUGCUCUCAGUGUGGAAAGUGUUUCACCUGUACAAGAGGAUUUAAUCAUCACAUGAGAAUUCACACUACAGAGAUGCCUUACCAGACAAUUUAUACAAAUUAAAAGCCUCACAUCUCCUGUUUGUGGAAGGAGAUUUCGGUAACUUAAUUUUAAUGUGUACAUUGGUCCCACAUGAUCAGAAUGUGGACAACUGGCAUAAUUGUCCUCUUUUUCUCAAUGAAUUAUUGCUUGCCAAACCAAAAUAUUUAAUUCACAUUAGACUACUUAAAUCAUGUUGAUUCAAGAUAUUUGUCAUUACUGUAACACAAAUGUAUUAAAGGGAUUUCAUCAUGUCAAGAGCACCAGAUUUUCAGCUGUAACUCCAACUUGAUUUCUUAAUGCUAAUAUUAAUCAAAGGUAUUAUGCAACUCUAAAGCAAUUUCAUUGUCUCUGGUACCAGAGUUGUGUGAACCGAACUUGCUUUAAGUAAACGCCCUCCAAAUGAACUGUAAACAUGUUCAAAUAUGUGUGUGUGAAUAAAAUCAUAAUUUUAAAAAUACAUGUUGACAUUGACAAUAAAGGCAAAA
This is a messenger RNA of Sinocyclocheilus rhinocerous, 1970 nucleotides long. RefSeq names its product gastrula zinc finger protein XlCGF57.1-like. The transcript has 3 exons. Gene Ontology annotation, molecular function: DNA-binding transcription factor activity, RNA polymerase II-specific. NCBI's taxonomy places the organism in Eukaryota, Metazoa, Chordata, Actinopteri, Cypriniformes, Cyprinidae. The coding region runs from base 1 to 1275 and encodes 424 amino acids. Gene Ontology annotation, biological process: regulation of transcription by RNA polymerase II. Gene Ontology annotation, cellular component: nucleus. The record is from RefSeq and is a predicted model, not a curated record.